Knipowitschia caucasica is the source of this 7626-nucleotide messenger RNA. NCBI's taxonomy places the organism in Eukaryota, Metazoa, Chordata, Actinopteri, Gobiiformes, Gobiidae. The record is from the annotation of a GenBank genome assembly.
AUGAACAGUACAUUUGUGCUCAGAAAAAUAUGGACUUAUAAUCUGGGAGCUUUCAGUGCAUCUACAUCAAUCGGCGCUCGACAUCUGUGUGAAACCUCGGCGAGUCCGGACCAAGAGACAGACACGACUGGCCCUAAAUACAACAACAACCACCUCCGAUCCUGCGCUGAGGGCUUCCAAGCCGCCCUUGAGCCUGGCGUGUUGAAGACUACAUCACCAGCUCCUCCUUCUAUCACCAUUUCUGGCAGGACGCCCUCUUGCCUGUCCCUCGAGCGGAGUUUCUCGGCCGAAGAAGAGCUGCAGAAGUCCGUGGAGUGCACCUUGCAGCCGUCGCGCGUGUACGCCAUCACCAGCCAGCACAGCAUGUUAAUGAGCAACAAGGAGAGCUUAGAACUGGACGUGCUCAAAGAGAAAGCAGCGGGUGGGGGUAAAAGCAGCAGCAGCAACAGCAGUCACUCCAACUUAAUUCAACCGUCUAGUUCGCCGUCGUCCAAUUCAUCUUCGCCGCUUCAGUACCAUGCGUCUGGGAGCCGAGGGGCAGCCAGCAGCCACCAUCAUCAUGGCAACCACCACCACGGCCUUCACCAUCACCACUCUGUCACGGGGACAAAUGCUUCGUCGAGUCAGCAACCUGCGCACCACCACGGCCACCACCAUCACCACCUGCCCCAGCCCCCUCUGCACGCCUCGGUUAGCGCGCACAAUAUCCGCAGCUGGGGUGAAGGCGGGAAAGGCGAGACGGAGGCGUACGGCGGCUCGUUGAUGUGCGAAACGUGUGGAGGUGGUACCCCGUCUAGGAGCCAGGGGUCUUUGGACCUGGAGAGUGCGUCCCGGGAGGCAGAUGACACCAACUGGUUUCCCAAAGAAAACAUGUUCUCCUUUCAGACUGCCACCACAACCAUGCAGGCGAACUUCCGGAAGCAUCUUCGGAUGGUGGGCAGCCGGCGGAUGAAAGCGCAGAGUGGAGAAUUGCAGGCGUCCAGUGGAAACGUGGAUGAGGGCGGUCAUCAAGAGGACAGCCUGGACUGGGAGGAGGAGAAGGAGCAAGAGAGACUGGCAUGUGAAGGAGAUGACUUUGUACCGCCCAAAAUUAUGCUGAUCUCAUCCAAGGUCCCCAAGGCAGAGUAUGUUCCCACUAUAAUCCGCAGGGAUGACCCUUCAAUCAUCCCCAUCCUCUACGACCAUGAACACGCCACGUUUGAUGACAUUUUAGAGGAGAUCGAGAAGAAGCUCACAGCGUACAGACGGGGCAGCAAGUUUUGGAGAAUGCUCAUCUUCUGUCAGGGAGGUCCUGGUCAUCUGUACUUACUCAAGAAUAAAGUGGCCACGUUUGCAAAGGUGGAAAAGGAAGAGGAUAUGAGCCAAUUCUGGAAGAGAUUAAGUCGCAUGAUGAGUAAGAUCAACCCUGAGCCAAACCUCAUUCACAUCAUGGGCUGCUACGUCCUAGGGAACCCCAACGGAGAGAAGCAAGAAGGUCCUGCGGGGGCGAGUCCUGCGGGGGCGAGUCCUGCGGGGGCGAGUCCUGCUGGGGGCGAGUCCUGCUGGGGGCGAGUCCUGCUGGGGGCGAGUCCUGCGAGUCCUGCUGGGGGCGAGUCCUGCGGGGGCGAGUCCUGCGGGGGCGAGUCCUGCGGGGGCGAGUCCUGCGGGGGCGAGUCCUGCGGGGGCGAGUCCUGCUGGGGGCAAGUCCUGCUGGGGGCGAGUCCUGCGAGUCCUGCUGGGGGCGAGUCCUGCGGGGGCGAGUCCUGCGGGGGCGAGUCCUGCGGGGGCGAGUCCUGCUGGGGGCAAGUCCUGCUGGGGGCGAGUCCUGCUGGGGGCGAGUCCUGCGGGGGCGAGUCCUGCUGGGGGCAAGUCCUGCUGGGGGCGAGUCCUGCGAGUCCUGCUGGGGGCGAGUCCUGCGGGGGCGAGUCCUGCGGGGGCGAGUCCUGCUGGGGGCGAGUCCUGCGAGUCCUGCUGGGGGCGAGUCCUGCGGGGGCGAGUCCUGCGGGGGCGAGUCCUGCGGGGGCGAGUCCUGCUGGGGGCAAGUCCUGCUGGGGGCGAGUCCUGCGGGGGGGCGAGUCCUGCGGGGGCGAGUCCUGCUGGGGGCAAGUCCUGCUGGGGGCGAGUCCUGCGAGUCCUGCUGGGGGCGAGGCCUGCGAGUCCUGCUGGGGGCGAGUCCUGCGAGUCCUGCUGGGGGCGAGUCCUGCGAGUCCUGCUGGGGGCGAGUCCUGCGGGGGCGAGUCCUGCGGGGGCGAGUCCUGCGGGGGCGAGUCCUGCUGGGGGCGAGUCCUGCUGGGGGCGAGUCCUGCUGGGGGCGAGUCCUGCGAGUCCUGCUGGGGGCGAGUCCUGCGGGGCGAGUCCUGCGGGGGCGAGUCCUGCGGGGGCGAGUCCUGCGGGGGGCGAGUCCUGGGGUCCUGCUGGGGGCGAGUCCUGCGAGUCCUGCUGGGGGCGAGUCCUGCGGGGGCGAGUCCUGCGGGGGCGAGUCCUGCGGGGGCGAGUCCUGCGGGGGCGAGUCCUGCUGGGGGCAAGUCCUGCUGGGGGCGAGUCCUGCGGGGGCGAGUCCUGCGGGGGCGAGUCCUGCUGGGGGCAAGUCCUGCUGGGGGCGAGUCCUGCUGGGGGCGAGUCCUGCGAGUCCUGCUGGGGGCGAGUCCUGCGGGGCGAGUCCUGCGGGGGCGAGUCCUGCGGGGGCGAGUCCUGCGGGGGCGAGUCCUGCGGGGGCGAGUCCUGCUGGGGGCAAGUCCUGCUGGGGGCGAGUCCUGCGAGUCCUGCUGGGGGCGAGUCCUGCGGGGGCGAGUCCUGCGGGGGCGAGUCCUGCGGGGGCGAGUCCUGCGGGGGCGAGUCCUGCUGGGGGCAAGUCCUGCUGGGGGCGAGUCCUGCGGGGGCGAGUCCUGCGGGGGCGAGUCCUGCUGGGGGCAAGUCCUGCUGGGGGCGAGUCCUGCGAGUCCUGCUGGGGGCGAGUCCUGCGGGGGCGAGUCCUGCGGGGGCGAGUCCUGCUGGGGGCGAGUCCUGCGAGUCCUGCUGGGGGCGAGUCCUGCGGGGGCGAGUCCUGCGGGGGCGAGUCCUGCGGGGGCGAGUCCUGCUGGGGGCAAGUCCUGCUGGGGGCGAGUCCUGCGGGGGCGAGUCCUGCGGGGGCGAGUCCUGCUGGGGGCAAGUCCUGCUGGGGGCGAGUCCUGCGAGUCCUGCUGGGGGCGAGGCCUGCGAGUCCUGCUGGGGGCGAGUCCUGCGAGUCCUGCUGGGGGCGAGUCCUGCGAGUCCUGCUGGGGGCGAGUCCUGCGGGGGCGAGUCCUGCGAGUCCUGCGGGGGCGAGUCCUGCUGGGGGCGAGUCCUGCUGGGGGCGAGUCCUGCGAGUCCUGCUGGGGGCGAGUCCUGCGAGUCCUGCUGGGGGCGAGUCCUGCGGGGGCGAGUCCUGCGGGGGCGAGUCCUGCGGGGCGAGUCCUGCGGGGGCGAGUCCUGCGGGGCGAGUCCUGCGGGGCGAGUCCUGCUGGGGGCAAGUCCUGCUGGGGGCGAGUCCUGCGAGUCCUGCUGGGGGCGAGUCCUGCGGGGGCGAGUCCUGCGGGGGCGAGUCCUGCGGGGGCGAGUCCUGCUGGGGGCGAGUCCUGCUGGGGGCAAGUCCUGCUGGGGGCGAGUCCUGCGGGGGCGAGUCCUGCGGGGGCGAGUCCUGCUGGGGGCAAGUCCUGCUGGGGGCGAGUCCUGCGAGUCCUGCUGGGGGCGAGUCCUGCGGGGGCGAGUCCUGCGGGGGCGAGUCCUGCUGGGGGCGAGUCCUGCGAGUCCUGCUGGGGGCGAGUCCUGCGGGGGGCGAGUCCUGCGGGGGCGAGUCCUGCGGGGGCGAGUCCUGCUGGGGGCAAGUCCUGCUGGGGGCGAGUCCUGCGGGGGCGAGUCCUGCGGGGGCGAGUCCUGCUGGGGGCAAGUCCUGCUGGGGGCGAGUCCUGCGAGUCCUGCUGGGGGCGAGGCCUGCGAGUCCUGCUGGGGGCGAGUCCUGCUGGGGGCGAGUACUGCGAGUCCUGCUGGGGGCGAGUCCUGCGAGUCCUGCUGGGGGCGAGUCCUGCGGGGGCGAGUCCUGCUGGGGGCGAGUCCUGCGAGUCCUGCGAGUCCUGCUGGGGGCGAGUCCUGCGGGGGCGAGUCCUGCGGGGGCUAGUCCUGCUGGGGCGAGUCCUGCGAGUCCUGCUGGGGCGAGUCCUGCUGGGGGCGAGUCCUGCGAGUCCUGCUGGGGGCGAGUCCUGCGAGUCCUGCUGGGGGCAAGUCCUGCGGGGGCGAGUCCUGCGAGUCCUGCUGGGGGCGAGUCCUGCGGGGGCGAGUCCUGCUGGGGGCGAGUCCUGCGAGUCCUGCUGGGGCGAGUCCUGCGAGUCCUGCUGGAGCGAGUCCUGCUGGGGGCGAGUCCUGCUGGGGGCGAGUCCUGCGAGUCCUACUGGGGGCGAGGCCUGCGAGUCCUGUGGGGCGAGUCCUGCGGGGGCGAGGCCUGCGAGUCCUGCUGGGGGCGAGUCCUGCGGGGGCGAGAGUCCUGCUGGGGGCGAGUCCUGCGGGGGGCGAGUCCUGCGGCUGUCCUGGGGGCUAGUCCUGCGGGGGCGAGUCCUGCUGGGGGCGAGUCCUGCUGGGGCGAGUCCUGCUGGGGGCGAGUCCUGCGGUCUGCUGGGGGCGAGUCCUGCUGGGGGCGAGUCCUGCUGGGGGCGAUCCUGCUGGGGGCGAGUCCUGCUGGGGGCGAGUCCUGCUGGGGGCGAGUCCUGCUGGGGGCGAGUCCUGCGGGGGCUAGUCCUGCUGGGGGCGAGUCCUGCUGGGGGCGAGUCCUGCUGGGGGCGAGUCCUGCUGGGGGCGAGUCCUGCGGGGGCUAGUCCUGCUGGGGGCGAGUCCUGCUGGGGGCGAGUCCUGCGGGGGCUAGUCCUGCUGGGGGGCGAGUCCUGCUGGGGGCGAGUCCUGCUGGGGGCGAGUCCUGCGGGGGCGAGUCCUGCGGGGGCGAGUCCUGCUGGGGGCGAGUCCUGCUGGGGGCGAGUCCUGCUGGGGGCGAGUCCUGCGGGGGCUAGUCCUGCUGGGGGCGAGUCCUGCGGGGGCGAGUCCUGCUGGGGGCGAGUCCUGCGGGGGCGAGUCCUGCUGGGGGCGAGUCCUGCUGGGGGCGAGUCCUGCGAGUCCUGCUGGGGGCGAGUCCUGCGUGGGCGAGUCCUGCGGGGGGCGAGGCCUGCGAGUCCUGCGAGUCCUGCUGGGGGCGAGUCCUGCGGGGUCCUGCUGGGGGCGAGUCCUGCUGGGGCUAGUCCUGCGAGUCCUGCUGGGGGCGAGUCCUGCGGGGGCGAGUCCUGCGGGGGCGAGUCCUGCGGGGGCGAGUCCUGCUGGGGGCAAGUCCUGCUGGGGGCGAGUCCUGCGGGGGCGAGUCCUGCGGGGGCGAGUCCUGCUGGGGGCAAGUCCUGCUGGGGGCGAGUCCUGCGAGUCCUGCUGGGGGCGAGGCCUGCGAGUCCUGCUGGGGGCGAGUCCUGCGAGUCCUGCUGGGGGCGAGUCCUGCGAGUCCUGCUGGGGGCGAGUCCUGCGGGGGCGAGUCCUGCUGGGGGCGAGUCCUGCGAGUCCUGCGAGUCCUGCUGGGGGCGAGUCCUGCGAGUCCUGCGGGGGCGAGUCCUGCGGGGGCUAGUCCUGCUGGGGCGAGUCCUGCGAGUCCUGCUGGGGCGAGUCCUGCUGGGGCGAGUCCUGCUGGGGGCGAGUCCUGCGAGUCCUGCUGGGGGCGAGUCCUGCGAGUCCUGCUGGGGGCAAGUCCUGCGGGGGCGAGUCCUGCGAGUCCUGCUGGGGGCGAGUCCUGCGGGGGCGAGUCCUGCUGGGGGCGAGUCCUGCGAGUCCUGCUGGGGCGAGUCCUGCGAGUCCUGCUGGAGCGAGUCCUGCUGGGGCGAGUCCUGCGGGGGCGAGUCCUGCGAGUCCUGCUGGGGGCGAGUCCUGCUGGGGGCGAGUCCUGCGAGUCCUGCUGGGGGCGAGUCCUGCGGGGGCGAGUCCUGCGAGUCCUGCUGGGGGCGAGUCCUGCGGGGGCGAGUCCUGCGAGUCCUGCUGGGGGCGAGUCCUGCGGGGGGCGAGUCCUGCGAGUCCUGCUGGGGGCUAGUCCUGCGGGGGCGAGUCCUGCUGGGGGCGAGUCCUGUUGGGGGCGAGUCCUGCUGGGGGCGAGUCCUGCGGGGGGCGAGUCCUGCGAGUCUUGCUGGGGGCGAGUCCUGCGGGGGCGAGUCCUGCUGGGGGCGAGUCCUGCUGGGGGCGAGUCCUGCGGGGGCUAGUCCUGCUGGGGGCGAGUCCUGCUGGGGGCGAGUCCUGCUGGGGGCGAGUCCUGCGGGGGCGAGUCCUGCGAGUCCUGCUGGGGGCGAGUCCUGCUGGGGGCUAGUCCUGCUGGGGGCGAGUCCUGCUGGGGGCGAGUCCUGCUGGGGGCGAGUCCUGCUGGGGGCGAUCCUGCUGGGGGCGAGUCCUGCGGGGGCGAGUCCUGCGGGGGCGAGUCCUGCGGGGGCGAGUCCUGCUGGGGGCGAGUCCUGCUGGGGGCGAGUCCUGCUGGGGGCGAGUCCUGCGGGGGCUAGUCCUGCUGGGGGCGAGCCCUGCGGGGGCGAGUCCUGCUGGGGGCGAGGCCUGCGGGGGCUAGUCCUGCUGGGGGCGAGUCCUGCUGGGGGCGAGUCCUGCGAGUCCUACUGGGGGCGAGGCCUGCGUGGGCGAGUCCUGCGGGGGCGAGGCCUGCGAGUCCUGCUGGGGGCGAGUCCUGCGGGGUCCUGCUGGGGGCGAGUCCUGCUGGGGGCGAGUCCUGCUGGGGGCGAGUCCUGCUGGGGGCGAGUCCUGCUGGGGGCGAGUCCUGCGGGGGCUAGUCCUGCGGGGGCUAGUCCUGCUGGGGGCGAGUCCUGCUGGGGGCGAGGCCUGCGGGGGCUAGUCCUGCUGGGGGCGAGUCCUGCUGGGGGCGAGUCCUGCUGGGGGCGAGUCCUGCGAGUCCUGCUGGGGGCGAGUCCUGCGAGUCCUGCUGGGGGCGAGCCCUGCGGGGGCGAGUCCUGCUGGGGGCGAGGCCUGCGGGGGCUAGUCCUGCUGGGGGCGAGUCCUGCUGGGGGCGAGUCCUGCGAGUCCUACUGGGGGCGAGGCCUGCGUGGGCGAGUCCUGCGGGGGCGAGGCCUGCGAGUCCUGCUGGGGGCGAGUCCUGCGGGGUCCUGCUGGGGGCGAGUCCUGCUGGGGGCGAGUCCUGCUGGGGGCGAGUCCUGCUGGGGGCGAGUCCUGCUGGGGGCGAGUCCUGCGGGGGCUAGUCCUGCGGGGGCUAGUCCUGCUGGGGGCGAGUCCUGCUGGGGGCGAGGCCUGCGGGGGCUAGUCCUGCUGGGGGCGAGUCCUGCUGGGGGCGAGUCCUGCUGGGGGCGAGUCCUGCGAGUCCUGCUGGGGGCGAGUCCUGCGAGUCCUGCUGGGGGCGAGUCCUGCGGGGGCGAGUCCUGCUGGGGGCGAGUCCUGCGAGUCCUGCUGGGGGCGAGUCCUGCUGGGGGCGGGUCCUGCGAGUCCUGCUGGGGGCGAGUCCUGCGAGUCCUGCGAGUCCUGCUGGGGGCGAGUCCUGCGGGGGGCGAGUCCUGCGGGGGGCGAGUCCUGCGAGUCCUGCGAGGCCUGCUGGGGGCGAGUCCUGCGGGGGGCGAGUCCUGCGAGUCCUGCGAGUCCUGCGAGGCCUGCUGGGGCGAGGCCUUCCUCUAG